AUGUCUCUCCGCCAGGACCGCAAGAACCAGCUCGUACAUGAUGCGCUUGAUGCAGGAGCUUACAAGCAGGCAUUACAGCUCUGCAACAAACGCAUCAAAAAAGGCGAGAAGAAUGAUUAUCUCUUUGCCAUCAAAGCCCUUGUUUUAACUCUCAUUAAAACCGGUCCAUCCUACGAAGAAGCUCUCGUUAUCGCCAAGCAACUCUCGGCAAAAACCCCUCCGAUCGAUUCCAUCGAGGUGCUGACCACAACCACUAAAGUAUGGUCGAUGCUAGGCUCGGAGCAUGCCGGUGAGGUAGCCAAGAUGUGGGAGCGUUCUGUUAAAGUACAUCCCGGAGAUGAGGCUCUAACACGAGAAUGGCUAUGGGGAACUAACUCACUUCCGGAUUCAGCAGUGGACAAAAAGCUGUUUGGUCAGCUUGCGUAUAGGAUGAUUUCGAAAUCGCGAACGGAUACACCUACCGAUACCACUGUAGUGCCUCCCCGAGCCAUCCAAACGUCGCAAGAAGUCGGACUCUACCUUGAGGUCCUCCCUUAUGUGGCACCAGACUCCGCAACAGCUACAAAAGAGGCACUCGAGCUCUUGAGUUCUUCAAAUCUUGGUGUUGACUCUAAGAUCGGGUCCGGAGAUUGGUGGGGUCUCGUUAGACGGCAGUUGGAUUUGCUGGAGGAGAGCGGCAAUUGGAUGGAAGUGUGGAAGGCCUGUGAGAGCCUUCUGCAUGGGGUUGAAGUAAAGGCCAAAGAGUCAGCAGCAGCAAAAACAGAUGGCGGGGCAGUUGCAAACGAAGUAGCGAAGAUGACUGAUGGAGCUGCCGUUCCUGAAACUGAGGGUGAGACAAAGGGUCGUGGAGACGAUUGGAGGGUUUGGGAGGGGUUCGUCAAGGCUGCGGGCGAGCUUUAUAAUCAAGAAAACAAGGAUCAGGGUAACAAAGCACUCGAGGUUAUUCUGCAACACAGGGAAACCGCAAAAACGGGUACAUCAAGAAAUGCAGAUCUCGCAUUGGUCAAAUUUGCGUCACUGUUUCAUGAUCACCAUGAGGGACCGGAAGGUACUCCCACAUUGCUAGAGGCAUGUAAAGAGUAUUUUACACGAACUGGAACAAAGAGCUGUUGUUUCGAGGAUUUGCAGAACUAUCUCGAGAUGCUUGAGAUGAGUGAGAAGAAGGAGUUUUUGGGAUUUGUGGAGAAGCAUAUCGAGGAUAUGGAUGCCGACGAUGAGGUACUUGAAAGGAACUUGCAGAUUUUAAGUUAUCAAUCACUGACAGAUGGUUUCUACCAGAAAUCAAAGAUUUCCAAGACCGCUGCCCAGAUCAACCAUCACAAAUUUAUUUACCUUCUCACCAUUUCCCCCCUUACUAUCACUGCCACCUCUACUUCCUCGGAAGAGGAGGUAAUCCCCAAACUCAAUGAUUUCAUUACAUCAUCCCUCAAGAUCUAUGUCGGCGCCCUCCCACUUGGCUCUGCACUACUUGACACAGACAACCAAUAUGGCGACGAUGCCGCCCUUCUCUCUAUUAUGGGUCUCGUCCGCUUGCAUCUCUUGCACUCUUCCAUAACAUCCUCCUCUACUUCGAUCACAGCACAGGCGCCUCUCUAUCAGGCUUUGAUAAUUCUCGAGGCCGUUGUUUCCAAGAGCAAACACAAUUACCAAGCCCUGCUUCUUCUCGUCCGGCUAUACCUUCUGCUCGGGGCAGCAUCCCUCGCAGUUGAAGUCUACCCCCGUCUCAACAUCAAGCAGAUUCAGAACGAUACGCUCUCUCAUUUCCUUCUCACCCGGAUUAGUACAAUUCUGCCUGCCGAGAAAAAGGUCGAGGCGAUUCUCAAUGACGCCGGGAGAAUAUAUGAAAGUAGCUCCUCACAAACACCAAACAUGCUUGUCCUCGCCUUUGAGCGCGGAGGCUACGCACAAAUGAUGGGUUUCAUCGAGUUCAGCGAACGUGUUGCCGGCUCUGUCUGUCGCUCAAUGUGGGAGAUUGAGCGCCGCCGCCUUGAUCGCCUGGGACCACAACAGACCAAUAAGAUCGAUGACCUAGAGACUCUCGAUACAGUACUCAAGGAUGACGCUGUCGUCUGGGAUAACCGUGAUUUUGGUGUCCUUGUAAACUGUGAGACAGAACACCCUCCGAGUAUCCCGGCCGCAGAAGAAGGCGGUGAAGCUACAAAGGUGCAAAAGAAGCGUUUCGAAGAGCUCUUCCGAACCAGUGCCCCGCCAGGCGAGAACUGGGUCAAGGCCUUUGCGGUAGUAGAAAAAUUAGUUGUCUACUGCAAAGCCGUCAUAACCGUCACCCACGAUCUCCCGGCCCCCGGCCCGCUCUCUCUGCAACCCGAAAACGGCACCUCUAUCCUAGAGAAGAUCCAAGCUGAUCCCGAAGCUACUAUCGAGUUCACCGGGCCCGAGCGGGAAUACAUCGAGUUUGCCCACCUCCUCACAGCCAUGAUCCAAGCUGCCAUUGCAAAAGACGGCGUUACCGUAAUCUCCUCCGCCGAGAAAGCACAAUCCUGGCUUAGCUCCCGCACCCCCAGUCCUGACAGCGUCCCCAGCGGCGAACCAGAUUGGAACACGCUUCACGCAAUGCACCUGUACAUCGACGCGGCCAUCCUCGUCGGAGCCUUCGUGGCCCCUACGCUGCAAUCCCCGCUGCAUAAGCAGCUGCAUAAAUCCAUCAGGCCGGCCAUCACGUCUCUCAUUGCCGCUGCCACCGCCUUCCAUAACGCUUUACUUGCAGCGGCAUCAAAGGUUUCCAAGGCAAUCGCGGAAGAGGAUGGCAGCGACAAGGAGCAGGAACUGGUCGACCGCGUGCUCGAAUUGGAGCAGGGCAAUGUUGGGCGCGCAUUGAGAGAUAUGCCAAUUUUCGGAGGCGUAGAGAAGGUGGUUGAGGGUGUCAGAAGGAUUAGAAGGGACGUUGCGCGCGCAGUUGAUGGGGGAAGGAAAAAAUGA
Molecule: messenger RNA, 2937 nt
Organism: Morchella sextelata
Lineage: Eukaryota; Fungi; Ascomycota; Pezizomycetes; Pezizales; Morchellaceae
Exons: 3
Coding region: 1-2937 (978 amino acids)
Biological process (GO): N-terminal peptidyl-methionine acetylation
Cellular component (GO): cytoplasm; NatB complex
Molecular function (GO): protein-N-terminal amino-acid acetyltransferase activity
Source: RefSeq, a predicted model, not a curated record